Molecule: messenger RNA, 432 nt
Organism: Bipolaris oryzae ATCC 44560
Lineage: Eukaryota; Fungi; Ascomycota; Dothideomycetes; Pleosporales; Pleosporaceae
Exons: 1
Source: RefSeq, a predicted model, not a curated record
ACAGCCCUAGUUGUUCUUCGUAUUCUUUUUCCCUUGCAAGAAAGCCUUUCUUAUGUAUUUUCCUUUGUCGGCGUUGCGGUAGACAUUUGCUAUCGACCUUCUUCGUGUAGCUGCAAGCUCGAGUCGGUUGUGGCUGAGAAAGAGCUUAGCAAGCCAGGCAACCGUGCACAGCUCUCUUGCAGAGAAAGGCUGAGCAUGCGUUACAACAGCACGCGAGUACUGAUCAACUAUUUGCAUCAGUUGUGCUCAAUAAGAACAGCGGUGGAUGCCGAAGUAAGCUCGGUCGAUAGAAGGAAGAGUGUAGGAAAGAUCGUGAGGUUCGUACCUGAGUGGAGCUCAUGCCAACAAGGUCUUGCGCUAAUUACUACUAGUAGUAUAGCACGGACACAAUGUUCGAAGCCAACUCAGCCCGACGACAAUCAGCAAACGUGA